AUGGUUAGCCAAAGCUUCUCUUCGGGGCCGCCGCCUCGCCGAAAUGAGUUUCCCAUCGACGACAUCCCCCCCACCCAGAUUCCGGAAGAAAUCUCAACGCAGCUUUUCCCUAAAACGAGCAUCUCUCCGCCGCUCUGUCGCAGGCGUCGCUCGGUGGCGCCCAUCAUACGUCCCUCCAAGGACUCCAUCUACGACAUUCUUCAUCAGCACCCCGGCACCUCGCUCUUUGUGCGGCCUUUUCUCUGGACUGACCAACACACCACGCUCCUCGGCGCACGGUUCUGCGAGCUGCCUCGUUGCGACACCCCCCUCCCGAAUAACGUGCCUGGAUCACCGCCUUCAAGAGGACACGUGCGGCCGUCACCCGCCAUCAAAACGUUGAGCCAUUCUCUUAGUGAGAUGCUGCUUCCGGUUUCCAUGUUUCCCGUGAACGCGGAGGCAGUCACGGACCUCAUGUCGACCUUGUGGCCCGCCGCCUUCUCCGGCAAGUCCUACAGGUCACCCGAGCUGCCCAUGUUCUUCGGAGAUCGAGUGUAUCGCGACGCCGCCCGAGCGCACGUCAUGUGGAGCUAUCCAGCGAGCAACUCUCCAUCAAUUCACAGCUCUGUUGGCUCGGUAUCAACUGGCUCCUCGACCCCCGCUGGCCACAACCCCGCCAAUCUGCCCAUGAUGUGCUACAUCAACCGGGAUUCGCUCCUCCACAUGCGGCAAAACAUCUUCCGAGUCGUGCCGGGUCCUGGCCAGACUAGCAACGAAUCUGUUCGCCGCCUACAGCAAGCCAGAUCAAAGGCUCUCUUGCCAGCGAAUUCGGACCACGAUGCUCAAUUCAUGGCCAUAUUCCUCGCCAUGGCGCAGCGGCACUUUUACAAGCCACCCGGGCCCGCAGUUCAGAGAGACACCCGAUGGUGGACUGCAGAGGGUCCUCCGCCGCGCCCCGACUUUCACGACAUGAAAUUGAGGAUACUGACACACGAAACCGACACUGCCGACUUUAUACUGUACACGGGGCACGUGACGGCCAAGUUCCUCGAAAGGUUCCACGACCCAUUCAAGGCUCCCCUCGACGACGACGGCAGCGUUCCCGGCCUCAAGAUAGAGUACACGAGGAUACCAAUAUGGCCCAUUCUGGGCCUGCGAGAGCGGCUAGGCAAGGCGCUCGGCGAGGACAUUGUCGGCCCCUUUGACCCGACCAUUAUGGAAACCUGGUACGACGACGAAGCGGAAAAGGAGGCUCACAAGAACGGCAAACGGAAGCGCGGGGCCCUAUCCGAGGUUUUUAACGGAAGCUUCGAGGAGGGGACCGACGACGAGUCGGGGCUUCUCAGCGUCAAGCGGAAGAGGCUCGCACCGGCGUUGUUGUGUAGGCGGGAUUGA
Hirsutella rhossiliensis is the source of this 1374-nucleotide messenger RNA. RefSeq lists its product as uncharacterized. NCBI's taxonomy places the organism in Eukaryota, Fungi, Ascomycota, Sordariomycetes, Hypocreales, Ophiocordycipitaceae. The record is from RefSeq and is a predicted model, not a curated record. The transcript has a single exon. The coding region runs from base 1 to 1374 and encodes 457 amino acids.